AUGGAGCUUGUAUUUUUAGGGAUUGAUGGUCUAGAAUUUGGAGUGGUCCCAUUUCCUGAAAGAGACCGUUUCACUAUGAUGUCGGGCAUUACGGAGGAAUUGUGUUUGCGUGGCCAUAAGGUGUCUGUUUAUGUCCCUGAGUCUUUUAUGAAGGAAUGUCUCAGAAUUAUGGGAGUUGAGUGUGUUUCGAUUGGUGAAUACAAUCAAUCUUACACAAAGGAAAAGUAUGGAGCAGGAAUGCUUUCGGAUUUACGCAUUUUUGUUUCAAAUGAGCACACGAGAAGGAACUUCAACAUUUUUUUUGCUUUAGGCCUAAAAACGGCUCUAAAAAAGGCGCAUUCACUGCCUGAUGGUCUUAUAGUGGACAUUGAAACAUGGGGCGUGGAUACUCUUGCUAGGAGUUUGCACAUCCCCAGCAUUUUUCUUUGGUCAUCACCGCAGUGGCCAGUUCAGAUGAACCCGUCAUUUCCUUCACCUGGAAGUGGACUGAGUGUCCGCAUGAGUGGAAUGCAGAGACUAAAAAAUUACUUUGUUCAGCGAUUAAACUACUGGAUUGCAAAGAUGCAAAAUACAAAAAUGGACGGUUCUUAUGAGUCCUUUGAGACUCUCUUGUAUAGACGGCAUAUCAUUGCACCUUUUGUUUUUGGCUUGGAUGUCGCCCAACCAUUUUGUCCCAAUGUUCACUCAGUUGGUUUCCUGAGUCCACGUAGUAGAGAGACGGAAUCUAUUAAUAGCAUUUGGAUGGCGUGGAUGAACGGAUGUACAGAUGGUAUUCUUUAUAUAAGCUUGGGAUACAUUUCGCGUUUUCCCAGUGAAUGGACAAGGGCUUUAUAUGAAUCUGUCGAGAUAUUUACCAAGAAUACGUUAAUGUGUGUUUUGUGGGAACUUCCUGAUGAUAUGCAUGCAUCAUUGAGGGACAAAAAUAAUGAGACACGUUUUAGAAUAUUUUCGUCAUAUUUAGUUUCACAACGCUCUAUUUUGAAACAUAAAAACACAAAGGCAUUUUUAACGCAUUGUGGAGGUACUUCUGUUUAUGAGGCCGUAAAGAGUGGUGUUCCAAUAUUGGGAUUGGGAUUUUCCCCCGAUCGAAUGGACAUUUGUGUGAGGGCAAGAAAUGCUGGGCUAGGGGUGGUAUUAGAUAAAGGUGCUUUACAUCCCGCUUAUUUUAUCAAUGAGGUUAUGCAAAUUAAAGACAACCUGGAUAUAUUUAGCAACCUCACGAAAAUUAGGCGAAUGGGAUAUGUAAUGGGAGGAUCUAGAAGGGCGGCUGACGUGGUUGAAUUAGUGGUUUCUCUGGGUAUUGAUAAUGAGGAUUUUUUCUGCCGGUUCACACAGCUACCUUUUAUUGAGCAACACGAUUUGGACGUUUUGUUUGCCAUUAGUGGAGUGGUUGCUAUGGUUAUUUUUGCCAUUGUAAAGGUGAUUUGUCGUGGGAAAUUGGCAAAGGAGACUCACAGAAAACAGGACUGA
Molecule: messenger RNA, 1470 nt
Organism: Trypanosoma rangeli
Lineage: Eukaryota; Euglenozoa; Kinetoplastea; Trypanosomatida; Trypanosomatidae
Product: putative UDP-glucoronosyl and UDP-glucosyl transferase
Exons: 1
Coding region: 1-1470 (489 amino acids)
Molecular function (GO): UDP-glycosyltransferase activity
Source: RefSeq, a predicted model, not a curated record